Molecule: messenger RNA, 2878 nt
Organism: Daphnia pulex (common water flea)
Lineage: Eukaryota; Metazoa; Arthropoda; Branchiopoda; Diplostraca; Daphniidae
Gene: Vdup1
Product: arrestin domain-containing protein 4-like
Exons: 8
Coding region: 505-1542 (345 amino acids)
Biological process (GO): protein transport
Cellular component (GO): cytoplasm
Source: RefSeq, a predicted model, not a curated record
CUCGCCCGAGAGCCUUCAGUCGUGUUGGAGGUGUGUGCCCGUGCGGUCGGCUUUUCUCUGCCUUCCUCGUUUCAUUUCAUUCCAAACAUUCCUGCCAGACAGACAGAGAGAGAAAAAGAGAGAAAGAAAAGAAACACGAUCCUUUUUUUGUUCGUUUGUUGCCUUACCUGGUGCGUCUUCACAGUGUGGACCUUUGGCCGUUUUCGCUGGUGACUUGAACGCUCGACUCGUGAACCUCCCCACCAAUGGAAUACAAAUCGGAUUGACUUAACCGACUGUCACUUUUCAACGCCAUGGGUUCCACCGAUUUGCUGCCUUGAUCGACAACUCAAAUUCCGCAGUCCGCAUCCGAAAUCAACCACCACCCCCCACCAAAAGUCUGUCACGCUGUCACCUGAGAAAAGAGUCGAGUGAGAAACAAAAGAAACGGCGUCGUCCAGCAGUUUGUACACGUUCCGACGUCUCGGUGGACAAGGGCUAGGAGCCGCCAGGAGCGAUCAGGAAAUGUCUCGCUUUAGUGAAGUGGGUUCGAUGGCGCCUCACGGCGGCCGCAAGUUGCUCAAAUUCCUGAUCCUCUUUGAGAAUUCGUCGCUCCUCUUUUUCCCCGGCCAAUUCCUCAGCGGCCGCGUCCUCGUCGAAUUGGAGGACGAAACGCCCGUCCUAGGUUUGUUCUUUCACGUGGUAGGUGAGGGAGUGGUGAGGUUGCUGAAGAACGGCCGGCAGCACAUCAGUGACCGCGAGAACUACAUCGAUUUCCGUAUGCGACUCCUCGGCGAACCAGGACAAGGACCCGUUCUGCUUUCGCCCGGAAUCCACAGUUUCCCCUUCAAAUUGGGGCUGCCGCUGGGCCUGCCGUCGACCUUCCUCGGCAAACACGGAUGGGUCCAGUACUACUGCAAGGCGGCGUUCCGCGAGCCCGCCGGCCUCCUGCACAAGAACCAACAGGUGUUCAUCGUGAUGAAUCCCAUCGAUCUGAACUUGGAACCGCCCAUACUAGCUCAACCGUUCCACUGUGAAAUCGAGCAUCGACUGGGAUUGAAUUGCUUCACCUCGGGUCCCGUGUCGUGCCGCGUGCGUCUGGAUCGCGGCGGCUACGUCCCGGGAGAAACGAUCGGCAUCUGGGCCUCUGUUCACAAUCAGAGUCGCGUCACCAUCAAAAGGACCAAAGCCUCGUUAACGGAGACUAUUCAAUACAUGGCAAAAAAUCGAGUGGUGCAAACGGAAACUCGGGAGCUGGCCUCACUCAACCGAGGCAAAAUCAAGGCCGGUGAGACGGACGAUUGGAGAAACGAGCAGUUGUACGUUCCGCCUUUGCCUCCGACCAAUUUGAGAGGCUGCCACAUUAUCCGAAUACAAUACGACGUCUUUUUUCAAAUCGAGCCGCACAGCAUGGAGAAGCCCAUCAAACUGCAACUGCCCAUCAUGUUGGCCACGUACCCGUUACGAAGCGACGACGGGACGUUGAGGAGGAAACGAGGCGCCCACUACCCGUCGACUCUGCCCAUCUUCCGCCCAUGGCUCGACGAGAAAACGUUUGAUUGACGGCCGGCAUCAGUGGAGAAUGGAGUUUUGAAAUGACACACGCGAAAAAACCGCAGCGAACAAAAGAAGAAAGAAAGAAAGAAAGAAGAAACCAACAAAUCAACUUGACGUGAAGGAAAACAUGAAAUUUUAUUAUUAUAUAUAUUAUAUAUAAGCCAAUUGCACUUUUACUGCGACGACGACAGCAGCCGAUGACCUUUUUUUUUCUUUCUCUGAAGAAAAGAAAAAGAAUAAUAUUAGGAAAUGAGAUAAGGCGCAUGUAGCAAAAAUAAUACUGCAUCCCGUUAGAUCAUUGUAUAUUCCGCCUACACACUAUGAUACCAGUGCCGAGUGAACCACCACCAUCCAAUAUAUAACCUUUCGAGCAUAAAUAGCUUCUCUCUUUUUUUGUUUCCUUCAUAGUAUUCCGCUCUGUGUAUUUUCGGCUGACUUAUUCUGGCGUCAUUGAAUUUCCCUUUGAUUCAUGGCGGCCAUUUCCUCUCUCUUUCUCCCUUCUCUCGCUUUAAUUAAAAAUCAGCAGUUGAAAAGGAAAAAGAAAUUCCCCCCCUUUUUCUCUCUUUCUCUCUCUCUCUGCUGGCCAGUGCAGCGUGAAUUUGUUUUUAUUGCCACGACGAAAUUGACCAUCAAGCGCUUAUUUCACCUCGCUAAAAACAAAACAACAAAAAUAAAAAUAAAAAUAAAUUUCUAAUUUGAUUUUUCUUGACCUUGUCUGGGCGAUUCGUUUUGUAUUCGCAAACGUUUUUUGGAAUUUGGAGCUAUAUUCUGGCGCGAUGCCCCGCCCAUUCGUAUUAUAUGACUAUACAUACUCUUACGCAACUAUUAUAGACGCACCGCUGUCCUUUCACCUCUUUCGUGGUUUUGUCCGUGUGUGUUUUUUUUUGUUUUUUUUUGGUAUGCUAAUCAGAUAUUUUGUUUUUGGGAGACUACCCGUCGUCGUGUGAUGAUGUGCCUAGCGUUAAAAUUAAACUCGCAGGAAAAGAAAAACUGUUUCCUCUCCUCCUCCUCCUUUUGGUAACAACUUCACAACUUUUUUGGGACGCGCUCACAAAAGGAAAAACACACAAAAUAAUUGUGUAUGCAAAUCAGUGUUGUAACCUCUUCUUCUUCUUCUUCUUCUUCUCUCCAAAUUCCAAUUUUAAUUUCCUUUUGUAGAAAAUGAUAAUUAUUAUCAUCAAGAAAACUUUGUUUUCACUUCCCAAAUCGGCCGUGAAAUUUCCCCAUCAAACCCUGCCCCCCCCUCUCUCUUUUUUUUUUUAGAAAUUUUUUCCAUUUUGAAAUUUGUGUGUGUUUAAUCGAUUUCAUAAUGUGUUAUCUUUUAAUAUAAAUAUGAAACCUC